UCUUCAUCAACACAAUCAUUUCAAAAUCAAUUCAUCUACACAAAACCAACAAAUUACAUUUGCAAAAUCUACAAACAAACCACUUCUUUGAAUAGCAAUGGAUUUCAGGCUAAUGGGAAUCGAUCAUCCACUCCUCAACACUUUCUACCACAUUCUCGACGACGAUCACCAGGGGAGCAACAACAAGAACAAGUCUGAACAGGCGAGGAGCUAUGUUCGCGAUGCCAAAGCAAUGGCGACGACUCCAGCUGAUGUGAAAGAGUAUCCGAACGCCUAUGUGUUCGUUGUGGAUAUGCCUGGAUUGAAAUCAGGGGAUAUUAAGGUCCAGGUGGAGGAUGAGAAUGUGCUGGUGGUUUGCGGAGAGCGGAAGAGACAAGAGGAAGAAGGCGUCAAGUAUGUGCGGAUGGAGAGGAAGGUCGGGAGGUUUAUGAGGAAGUUUGUGUUGCCUGAUAAUGCUGAUUUGGAGAAUAUUAAGGCGGUUUGUCAGGAUGGUGUGUUGAGUGUUACGGUGGAGAAGUUGCCGCCUCCGGAGCCCAAGAAGCCUAAGACCAUUGAGGUUCAGAUUGCCUGAGUGACGAUGAAGCUUCGAGAUUGUUGUGGAGUUCUUUAUUUUGUUGUUGAAAAUAACUAGUUUUGUGUUACGUUGUUGAUACUUGAAAGCUACUGCUUAAUCUGUAAUGGGUGUGAUUUUGCUUUAUAUUCAAUGGAUGUGAUUUCUUAUUGCUUA
Messenger RNA from Daucus carota subsp. sativus, 727 nucleotides. Its product is annotated as 17.9 kDa class II heat shock protein-like. Gene Ontology annotation, biological process: protein folding; response to hydrogen peroxide; response to heat. The transcript has a single exon. The record is from RefSeq and is a predicted model, not a curated record. Bases 98 to 571 code for a protein of 157 amino acids. NCBI's taxonomy places the organism in Eukaryota, Viridiplantae, Streptophyta, Magnoliopsida, Apiales, Apiaceae.